This is a messenger RNA of Synchiropus splendidus (mandarinfish), 4508 nucleotides long. RefSeq names its product immunoglobulin superfamily DCC subclass member 3-like. Lineage: Eukaryota; Metazoa; Chordata; Actinopteri; Syngnathiformes; Callionymidae. The record is from RefSeq and is a predicted model, not a curated record. The coding region runs from base 352 to 2634 and encodes 760 amino acids. The transcript has 15 exons. Gene Ontology annotation, cellular component: plasma membrane; axon. Gene Ontology annotation, molecular function: protein binding. Gene Ontology annotation, biological process: axon guidance; cell-cell adhesion.
UGGUAAAACUGCGCAACCAAUACUCACGUUGUGAAAUGUGUUUCACGUGUUACGCUUGUUUUGUCUCUCUCUAAUGUGAUGUCGGGCUAGACGUGUAGUUUGUUUAAACUACUGAUGAAGAAUAGAUGGCUCUUUAUGAUGCACAUGAAGACAAAUGUUAUGGUGAUAAUCAUACCGCUGGUGCUCUUCGUCAUCACGGUCAUCUUCCUCUCGGGCUUUCAUCCGACCACGUGACGUCAUUAUCUCGCACCCACAGCUGUGAGGCUGGCAGGUCAAUUCCCCACAUUCACUACCUCAACCCUCCGCCCCGGACCCAGGUCCCGCCCCCCUCCCCCACGGUCAGUCACCGGGAUGUCAUUUCAAGCAGAGUAUCAGGAGAGUGAGCAGCUCGUCCGAGGAGCUGAGACACGAGCAGACCACAGAGAAGUCCCGGGUUCUGAUGCUUCUCAUGGUUUGGAUAUAGGAGAAGAUGCUGAAGAUGCUGCUUACCUGGAGUAUGACGAUGAUGACGCUGCUGCUCUGCUGCUCAGCAUCAUCCUCAUCCUCAUCAUUAUGUCCUCCAUCUUCUUCACCACCAUCAUCUUCAGUGCCAGUGGGGCCUCGGAGCUGGCCUUCCUCACAGAACCCGGUGACGUCAUCGCUGUGAGGGACCGCCCCCUCCUGCUGGACUGUCAGGUGGAGGGCGAGGGGCCCAUCUCCAUCACCUGGCGAAGGAACGGCGUUCCCGUGCCGACUGGGGUACGUGCCACCGUCCUGGCCAAUGGGACUCUGCUGAUCCGGAACUUCUCCAAGAGGCGGGACAGUAAUGAGACGGACGCCGGCGAGUACGACUGCGCUGCACAGAACCGAUACGGCAUGUUGAUCAGCCGCAAGGCGCGAGUGCAGCUGGCAUCUCUGCCCAAGUUCCUGUCACACCCCCAGUCUGUGGCAGUGGAUGAAGGGGGCGUGGCCAGACUCACCUGCCAGGUCAACGGCAUCCCGGAGGCCAGCAUCACCUGGCAGAGAGACCGCGGUCUGCUGAGCACUGAGGACCCCAGGUACACUCUCCUGCCCAACGGCAUCCUGCAGAUCACCGGCGUGCGUCAGAGCGAUAGCGGCUCUUACCGCUGCGUCGCCGCCAACAUCGCCAACACACGCUUCAGCCAGGAGGCCCAGCUUUCUGUCACAGUGGCAGGAGCCAGGAUCUACAAGGAGCCCGUCAUCCUGUCCGGACCACAGAACCUCACGAUCAACGUCCACCAGACUGCCAUCCUGGAGUGCAUCGCCACAGGGAACCCCCGACCCAUCGUGUCCUGGAGUCGACUUGAUGGGCGCUCCAUCGGGGUGGAGGGGAUCCAGGUCCUCGGAACCGGCAACCUGAUGAUCUCGGACGCCACGCUGCAGCACUCUGGUGUCUACGUGUGUUCGGCCAACAGACCCGGGAGUCGAGCCCGGCGGACAGCACUCGGGCGACUUGUCGUUCAAGCUCCGCCCGAGUUCGUCCAGUGGCCUCAGUCCGUCUCCAGACCAGCAGGGGGCAGCGCUGUCUUCAGCUGCACUGCGUCGGGCGCCCCUGAGCCUCACCUCAUCUGGCUGAAGAACGGGAAACUGCUGACUCCCGGAGGCAACGUGAAGCUGACCAACGGAAACACGACGCUGGCCAUCACUCGCAUCACCCCAGAGGACGAGGCCAUUUACCAGUGCAUUGCAGAGAACAGCGCCGGCACCAACCAGGCCAGCGCCCGCCUGGCCAUCAGCCAAGGCCCGGAGCUGCCCCAGGCACCCACCGGGCUUCAGGCCACGCCCCUCAGUAGCAACAGCCUGCAGCUGGCCUGGGAGCAGCCCGAGGAGCACAUCAGCCAGAACAUCAUCGGCUACGUCCUGCACAUCCGUCGACUUGGAGAGCCAGACAGCGCUGAGCUGCAGGAGGCAGUCAGCAAAACCACCUUCAAGCAUGAGGUGUUGAAUCUGGACCCCGCCACCACCUACUCCAUCUACCUGAAGGCCUACUCUGCCCUGGGAGGCAGCCAGCAGUCCAGCACCAUCACGGCCACCACGCUGGGAGGAGUUCCUGCCUCUCCGACGUUCUACACUAAAGUCCUGAACCAGACAGCCAUGCAGGUCUACUGGGAGCUGCCAAGCAAGCCAGGGAAGCUGGAGGGCUUCAAGCUGGAGUACCGAGGAGUGUCCCACCCAGACAUCCACGGCCAGGAUACCUUCCCGGGACACAUCAACACUCACACCAUCUCUCACCUGGAGGCAGCCGCGGUGUACCAGGUCCAACUGCUGGCCUUCAACGGGAACGGGGACAGUCCACCCAACCGCCGCUUGGUGUCCCUUGUGGAGGGCGGAAGUAGCGCCCCAGCCGGGCCCUGCAACUGCGAGCACAGCGACGGCUCCGUGUCCACCCUGCUGGUCGGAAUCCACAGUGGCGUCGCCGCCGUCCUGUGCUGCCUGCUGGUCGUCCUGUUGGCGUACCGUCGCAGUCUCUUGUGCAGGAAGUCAGGUAGCUGGGAGACCCCGCCCACUUUGAACGAAGUCAGAGGUCCAAAGGUUCCAUCGGAGACUUUUGAGCUGCGUCAGAGGAGUGACCAACCGCCAGUGAUGGUCAUGGUGGAGGCUCCUCCUCUUCAGGCGGGCACCGGCACUGGAUAGCACACACCCUUUCCUCCCCUGAACCCCACCCGCUGUCGGCUCCUCUCCUGACCGCCUUACAGCCACGCCGCCUUGAUUUUAAGUUAGAAUUAAGGAACGUCUAUCGUCUGCCCCGCCCGACUCGUCUCCAGAUGUCCACCACCUGGAAUACAAUUCACCAAGUUCCUCCUGGAAGCCAAAGCUAAACCAUUUCACCCUGAACCCUCGACGUUUGGACGAACCUGUUGAAACCAAAACCUUCUUUUUCCGUUAUUAGUCUUGUGUUCGUCACCAUUGGUGCCAAGUUUGUGUGACACCGAGGCCUUCCACCAGUCUGUUCAGAGUUCCGGCCCUCACAGGAGCCACUGAGGGCCAGUCAUGUGGUCCUCAGAUCCUGCUGAGGUCACCAGCCAAAGGGAUUUGACUCUGAUCGGACGGUGUCCGCAGGGGACGCGCUCGUCCUCGGCUUUGCUUUAGUGCUUGAUUGUCUCACCGAGUUCGCCUCUAGUCAGGACGCCGACAGCCGGUCUCUUUCCACCUUCCUUUCUUCCCUUCCUCCAAACUCUUCCUCCAAAGAGAGGCUCAGUGCCUGCUCCAGGCCACACAAGCCCAUGCUGCUGGUCCUGCUAGCCUACCUCAAAACCAAAAGGCCUGUUGUGGGCUGCGUGUCUUCUUAUGUGCCAAUGUCCGUCUGUGCCCGACCAAACCGACUCACCCGAAGCUCUUCCUGAGAAGGUUUCUGGAGCUCCACAUCCUUCUAAGCACCUCCUCCAGUCAAGCACCAGCUGCCUCCUCCACUGACGCUUCCCUUUUCUGCCACUGUGUGUCGCUGUUACCUCCCGAAGCUCAGUGGAGAUGUUGGAAUGACUUUGACUGCUACCUCUUCCGGGUGCUCCAGAUGUUUGGACGUCUGUCUUCAUGGAGAACAGCCUGUAUUCUCACUUCCCUUAGUGCUGAUGUCCGGAUUCCAAAAGUUCAUGUCCAAAGAUAAUGUUGUUUCCUCCAGUUUGUUUGUACAUGUCUGUGAACAAACAUGUUAGUCAGAACUAGGUGAAUAUAUUUUCCUAUGUAUAGCAGCCAAAUAAGAAUGAAGAAUAGACGGUGCCAAACUGUAAACUCAGAACACCUGCUGUCUGUCCUGUUGACCUAGAAGAGAGCUGUGACCUUUGACCUGACCUCCAGUAGAUUUACUCAAAGUCUGACUCACGACUCGUCCGAGACACAAGACUCACUGGAGUCACUUGAAGAAGUGACUCAGACUCUUCACAGACGGCUUGUUUUAUUGUUUAGGAGCAGUGCUGCCUACAAGUCGUCAUGUGGGUUGUUUUAUUUAAGCUGGUGGUGGAGUCAGAAUUUUUUUAAGGAACCAGAGGCAGAGUCAUGAAGUUCUCGGGUCAAAGGUCACAGCUGGUUCGGGACCCUUUAAUGAAUAUUUUACAAAUGUGUGAAGUUUGGCUCGAACUGUUCUUCCAGUUUCAGUCUCAGUCAUAAGCAAAGAGCAAAUGAGCCAAACCGAAGAAGAGCCGAUGUUUUACCAUGUUUUCCCUCUUACUUUCCAGUUUUUACUGAAUUGUUGCUAGUUGAAUGAGAACGUUUGUAGAGUUUGAAGCGUGACUGCAGCUGACACCAGAGCCACUGAGCGAACCGCCAUAAUUCCUGAGAGCCAUGAGUGUGCUCCUGUUCUUGGCUCGCUGCUCUGCUGCCCCCUGCUGGCCACGCUGUAGAAACUAGAAAGUGUAGCGCUGGAAUGCUAGAACCAAUGAGAAAAGUGACGCUUUAAUAUUUCUGAUUUCUUUUCUCCAGUUUAAUGUGUCCGAAGAAGAAAAGCUUUAAAGUCUGAGACCUCGCGUCUCUGACGUUUUCAACUUCUGUGUGUGAAGUUCAGACACAUGGAA